UUAUUCAAUUUUUGUGUUUUUUUGUAGAGCUGAAUUGACUUUACAACAAAGGAUACUCCGAGAUAACAGCGAUCCUUUCCAGCUACCCACUGCAACAUUUAUAAAACUUUUUAGGUUUAAUAAAGAUGUUGCAAGGAUCAUCAUUAACAUGAUUAGUCCACAUAUGCAAGAAGGGCAAAGAAUAACUGUGAUUCCUAAAGAUUCUAGCAACGUUGCACUUUUAUGGCAGUGGAAGCUAUCAGUUAUCCUCUGGGCAAGGAUACAAUUUUGCUUUAAGUCAACCAAGCAUGAGCCGUUGUAUUGAUGAAGUCACGGAAGUAAUAUAUGGUCACAUAACACCAAACUGGAUCAAAUUUCCGAAUAGUGAGCAUUCCAGAAAUACUGUGUCUAAUGGUUUCAGAAGGAGGUAUAACUUUCCACAAUGUUUGGGGGCCAUAGAUUGCACGCAUAUUGCAAUUAUAUCACCUCCAGAAAACUACCCGGCCCUUCCAUAUUAUUGUAGGAAAGGGUACUAUAGUAUAAAUUGCCAAAUUGUUGUAGAUAGCAAGUACAACAUUUUAAACAUGAAUGCUCGUUUUCCUGGAUCUACCCACGAUUCCGCUAUUUGGCAAGCCUCCAAUAUAAAAACAAUAAUGGAAAAUUUGUAUAUUGGAGGUGCUAAUUAUUUUCUUAUUGGGGAUUCUGGUUACCCUUUACAACCAUUUUUAUUAACACCAUUUGAGAAUCCCCAAGAAAAUACUCCGGAAAGUAACUACAACUACCACUUCAUAAGAAGUAGGAAUGUGGUUGAAAAACUUAAUGGGGUGCUGAAAUCGAGAUUUCGAUGUUUAUUAAAGCACCGUGCUUUAAAUUAUAACCCAAUAAAAGCGGGAAAAAUUAUUUAUAGUUGUGGUGCUCUACAUAAUAUAGCAAAUUUUUAUAAAGAUGAGGUUCCUGAAGAAGGUGAUGAUGUAGAACCAGAUAACGAAAAUGAUAUCGAUAUAAUUGAAAAUAGACCAGUUGACCAUAAUUGGUACAGACGAGGGGAGCAAAUUAGAGCUGGAAUUGUGCAACAAUAUUUUAAUAUUUUAUAGUAGGUUUAUAUAGGUAGGUACACAGUGAGCACAUAAAGGUUGGAAUAAAUUCAUUAUUUCGUAAACCGAUGACUUUAGGAAAAAAUCCCGAAACAGGUCGAUUUUUACUUUUAAAUUAUGAUUUUUUGGCAUAUACAUCAUGCUAGUGAUGUGAUCCAUCUGGGCGUGAUGACGUAAUAAGAUGGAUGACGUCACUAGUACGAUAUAUAUGCCAAAAAAUCAUAAUUUGAAAAUAAAAAUUGACUUGUUUCGGGAUUUUUUCUUAAAGUCACCGGUUUACGAAAUAAUGAAUUUAUUCCAACCUUUACGUGCUCUCUGUAUAUAAACAAUUUUAUGUAGGUGUAUAUAGUUUGAUGUAGGUAUAUAUAGUUUUACAUAGGUAUAUUAUAAUUUUAUGUAGGUUUAUGAUAUAAAUUUUUUCAAUGGUAGUAUGGCAGAGAACAGUAUUGCUAUUGCCAACUUACUUUCUAAGAACAUCCAUAUCAACAAGUUAAUAUUGUAGAUAUACAUUUAAUUUUUUCUUUUAGAAAUUUAUGAUGAAAUUUUUUCACUUAAAGAUAAAUUUAACUGUCGUGCUGAUAAUGUUCCUUGACUAUAUACCAACAGGACAUUAUUUCAGCUUUUGAGAAGAAGGUUGUAGUAUAUUAUACUAAUUUUUCUUUCUUUUGUCAUCUUUGGUAGUGUGAAUAAUGAUCUUUUACUUCAUAAAUUUCAACUGUAUGGACUUACAUCUUCUUACUUAAAGGUUGCUGGUCAUCUGAGUAAACAGGUUCAAUGCGUGAAUAUAGAAUACGGUGUUUCAUCUGCUAUAUCUAUUUUGUCUGGUGCCCUCAAUGGUCUCAUUUGGGAUCUUUACUCUUCAACCUAUUCAUUAAUGAAAUACUUUUAAUAUUUAAGCAUGCCUAAAUUUUUAGUCUUUGCUGAUGAUCUUAACUGUAUAUAGAGACAACCAGUCUAGCUGCUUGUUUUAAAUUACAGGUAGAUUGAAACUCCUAGAGCUCUGAUUCCAAUGCAUUAUCCUUGAAUUUGAAUAAAUUGUUUCAAUAUAACCUUUCUAGGUCAUGUGAUUCUUUAUUUGACUCGUAUGCAGCAUCUCAUUUUAUGCAUCAUCUGUUUGGUCACCUUGUUACCAGUUUAAAAAGCAGGCAGAAAAGGUUUUUAAAAAUUGAUGUUACAGAGUCAAGAUCUAAACCUCAUUUAGGCUAAGGGUCAAUAUUCUAUAUUGACAUGUAUCACAUAUUUGUAUAUGAGGUUUUGAAUGGUCUUAUGGAUUGUUCUUAUAUUCUGGAAUUGCUUGGUCCAAGGGUGUGAAAUUUAUGCACAAGGAACAGGUUGUUUCAGAUGGCAUUUCGUGCUUAAAACUAUGUGUAUAAUAUAGUCCUUUAGCUAGACUUCACAGAAGUGGAAAUUAAUUCUAUGUUUCACAUUAUUCAACUGCUUAUAGCUUCUCCCGUCAUUAAUUUGUAUUUUUAUGAUUUUGGUAGAGAAUAAGCCACAAUUUUAAUUUGAAAUUAAGUUUAUUGAUGUUUCGAUUUCCACUUCCAAAAUUGUUAUCAAAAUACAAAACAUUAAUAAAUUAAACACUCUGUUUUUUGUUGCUUGGUAAAAAAUUCUUCUGCUAAUUUAUUUUUAUCUGACUUGCUCAUAUUGUCAAUUCAGACAUAUAUUAUUCAUUUUAAAGUAGAUGACAGAGUUAGAAAUCAGGAGGUCUUAUCGACUACACUGUUAUUCAGAGCUGCUGUCAAUAAAGUCACUAUAGCGACAUGAUAUCCAACAAUCUAUAACGAUCAUGGAACUACAAGAAAAAAUAGAUGACUGACUUACUUAAAAGAUAGUUUAUUCAAACUAAAAUUGUGGCUUAUUUCCAACUAAACUAGUAAUUUGUAUAAGAUGCUACAAAAAAUAGCUUCAGAACAAUGGGUGGAAUGCAUAAAACGUACUACCUGCUAAUACUUCAAGUAUGUAUUACAUUUUUGAAGAUUUUACUACACUUACAAAGCAUUACUAUACUAACAAAUGCUUUGUAAGUGUAGUAAAAUCUUCAAAAGUGUAGUACAUACUUGAAGCAUUAGCAGGUUCUACGUUUUAUGCAUUCCACCCAAUAUGUAUUUUUAAAAUUAGUAUAGGUUGUAUUAAUAUUCAGUUAACUGUAAAAAAUUGUUAUAACAUACAUAAAAGGGUUUUGCUGUCAAAUAAAUUAAAUUAAUAUAUUUUGUUUUAUAA
Messenger RNA from Diabrotica virgifera virgifera (western corn rootworm), 3296 nucleotides. RefSeq names its product putative nuclease HARBI1. Lineage: Eukaryota; Metazoa; Arthropoda; Insecta; Coleoptera; Chrysomelidae. The transcript has a single exon. The record is from RefSeq and is a predicted model, not a curated record. Bases 288 to 1073 code for a protein of 261 amino acids.